Messenger RNA from Liolophura sinensis, 4155 nucleotides. RefSeq names its product mediator of RNA polymerase II transcription subunit 24-like. Lineage: Eukaryota; Metazoa; Mollusca; Polyplacophora; Chitonida; Chitonidae. Gene Ontology annotation, biological process: positive regulation of transcription initiation by RNA polymerase II. The transcript has 23 exons. Gene Ontology annotation, cellular component: mediator complex. Bases 189 to 3221 code for a protein of 1010 amino acids. Gene Ontology annotation, molecular function: transcription coregulator activity. The record is from RefSeq and is a predicted model, not a curated record.
ACUGUUGUCGUUCUGUCGAAACUGAUGUUCUUUUCAAGUUUGCUCCAGGUAUAGAUGUUGGCUAUGGCGUGUGUUUCAGGAAUUACACAUGGACCAGGCUUGUCGCUGAUCGCCACCAAGAGGAACAAGUGAGAAAACAGUGUACCGAAUGUGACUUUGAGUUGAAUUGAAGCCGUUGUCGGGUAAAGAUGGCAGUCUGCGUGGCAUCCGUGAGUCAAAAGGAGCUGGUUGGUGUGGUGAAGUCAGCCCUAGUGAAGGCGUGGCGAGAACGGUGGUCGGACAUGCACUGGGGUGUGCAACUACGCCAGAUCCUCACUACCUUUCCACAAGCAGGGGAGACAACUGAUCUAGCUGAUGUUCUACUACAGCAGGCACUUGUGGGACCAAAUCCUAACAAAAUUGUGCUGUCCUUUCUGAGGCAUGCAGUCUGCACUCAUGUUAUCCGAUACAGCGCUGUCUUUGACAGCAUUGUCAAGUAUGAAGAUAUCAAUAAACAUUACUGCGUGGUCGGACUUAUUGGGCUGGCCGAGGAAUUCUUGGCCUCAUUGAGUUUUGACUGCGGAGCUGAGGCAGCCCUGAACUUGGCCAAGUCUCUACAGUCUCUCUCGUACUGGUUCCUCACCUGCAUACUCAAGCGUCUCCAGGACAAUAAGCAGAUGGCCGAGUCUCUGGAGGUGAUGGAGUGCGCCGUGUCAGCGCUGCAGCGUGCACUGCAGCAGCCGUCCGUCUGCUCACUGCUCUAUAUAGCCAGGAUGGAGGAGUCAGACACGUAUCGCCUACUGGAACAAGCUGAAGUGGAUAUCCGUGGGACACUCAGUCAGCUUCCCCAGGGCUACAUUCCCAACCCUCUCAAGGAGAAGAUUAGUGAAACGUUUUCUCUCAUGGACAGUGUCCAGGAGAUACAAGUGGACAAUAAGCCAGUACUUGAUCUCUCCGACCAGCCUGUCUGCUCUUCCCUGAAUGGUCUGGUCUCCCUGGAAGCUGUGCUCAACCCCACCAAUAAUAUACAGCCUUUUGUAGAGCAGCUCUUUGUCAUAAAGAAGCUACAGAAAAUGUCUCGCAGUGACUUGUGUCGGGAGCUGUUCCGGGCUUGCUAUAUGGGUCUGAUCGACUCGACAGGGAAACACGAGGAGAGGAAAUGGGCAGCAUUUACCUUCCUUAAGCUACCGCAGGUCCUGAUCCGUGUGAAAAACAGUUUUAAUGGUCGUGAUUUUUCUGAGGACCUGGAAAAAGGUAUAGAUGACCUGCUGAACUAUACCCCUAUCUUGGACCUGACCGACACCAAGUGCAACUGUGACUGUCUACAAAUACUACUGGGCGAGUGUCAUAAACAUGGACUUCUGUCUGAGCUACAGUGGAAGAAGUUAAUGCAGAGAAGAACUUCAGAGAGUCAGAAGACCCACCCUGUAGAGCCGCCAAUACAACAGCCUAGCGCAAGUCUAAUCCUGAGAGCUGAACCCACAGUCACCAGUAUCAUGAAGACAUUAGAUGCAGAUUUCUCUAAAAACCAGGAUGCUUUGCUGGGGGUCCUGUCUCACAUGUCUUGCGGGAAGAGCUUUGAGCUGAUACUGGCAGCAGCGGCUGCCACGGGCAACCUGCAGGGCUUCUCUGUCAAACUAGUAAGGUUGAACGAGUUUGCUAAGCAGUCUUCUGGGGAGACAGGAAAAGGAGCACUGAAUCGCUCCUUGCUGUUUGACAUUUCCUUCCUCAUGCUCUGUCACAUUACGCAGAUCUACGGCACUGAGACUUUCUGUUUGCAGAUCCUCUCAUGCAGCGCAGACUGCAUGGAGUCUUUUUUCGUGAAAUGGGCGGUGCGCUGUCUGCCAGAUGAGGGCAAGUACAAGUCAAUAGACAACAGCGGUCCCACCGACUCCCUCAAGCUGGACAGUCUGCUGAGCCAGAUGUACGUGGGCGGGGAGAUCAAGACUAGCCUGCAGAAGUGGAAUGAAGUGUGCAUGAAUGCUCCGUUUGCUGUUCAGGAGGUCUUGUUUGCAUGGGAACAAGGAGUUAUUCCUGCUGAGAAUGUGAAGGUGACCUUGGACAAUGUGAAGAGCCGAAUGUGCUGCCUGCCCAUUGUUGUGUCUGCCUGGCUGUGCAGUUACAUCAACACUGUGGGGGAGGAGGGACGGGCCAAACCCCUCAGCAUGUUACAACAGCUCCUUAAGACCAUUCAACCAGACCCCACAAACCAAUACUACAAUGAAAGGUCACACCUGAUGGUCUCUGUACUGAGGAAGAUGACAAGCGAUAUCCUACCAGCAGCCCAGACUCUCUCCCAGGAGCACCUGAUUCCAGCCAAGACUCUGCCCAAUGAUGCCUUGGCUCGCUGCCUCAGGACAGUGUUCAGUCAGGGAUGGUUAGAUCUCACUUCUCUGCACACCCUGGAGCAGAUCCUCAACCUCUGUGGCUCUGACUGGCUGUGCGACCAGCUUGUCAGACACAUGCUUGAGGGUAAACAGCCAAUAGACCUGACGAGAGCCCUCAGCAUGGCGUUCUCAGCAUUCCACAUAGACUUGGAGCCCCUGACCCUCAGUCUGCUGCUCCACACACUGCCCACACUCCUCCAGUCCUCCCACAGGAUCCACCUGCUGAUUGACCCACGGGGCUACACGCUCGCUAAGCUCUGUGUCAUGUGUAUUAGCUCGGCUUACACUGCUAAGACGGCUCAUAAAGAUUGUGUGGGAUAUGCGCGUCGUGGCAGGAAGCGAUCCCGAAAAGAUGUUGAUCUAGAGGACUUGGAAGAAAGUGAGAGUAGACCAAGUAAACAAAGACGGAUCCAGGAUCCCGCGGAGAUCACUUUCCACCUGGACGGAUAUAAUCUAGAUCUGAUAACACCGAAGGAAGAUGGGGAGAUGUCGCCCACAUACGAUACCAGGGACCCCUUAAAUAAAGCUUUAGUGAAUCUCUUCCGGAUGUUGAAUGCUGUGUCCAAGGACAGUCAGGUUGGCCCCAGGACAAGUUUUACUGUAGCCUUCAUCGAUGAGGCCAUUCGAUGUGGACCAAAGUUUGCUCGCUAUAUUUUACAGUUUAUGCCUCCUCAGAUGAUGAGUCACUUGAUGAAGAUGAUGCCCGAAGCCUUUUCUGAUCAGCAUGUUCUUAACGGCUGUGACUUGUCCUCGCGGGUUGGAAGGAAGGUGGCCGCUAAAGCCAUCUGCCAAAACACACGCUACCAUCGACGGAAAAGCAGCGCCAAGGCUGCAGACACUGCUUCUCUGACGUAAUAGUGACAUGGAGAGCAUGUGAGAACUCGCGCCACACGUGAGGGAAGACAGCUCCUCAGUGACGUUUUACCAAAGUGCAAUGUACAGCCAUAGCAGAUGGAAACAGCUGAUAUAAAGAGAUUACACAACAUGAUGUUGCCAUGUGUAACUGAAUAUUUGAAUAUGAAUGUUUCUGGGUAGUGAUUUUUUUUUUAGCUCGCCUUACAAAGUAAGGAGCGGUAUUGUGAGAGAGGGAUCAGAUGCUUUGGUGGUGUCCAGUUUGGUUAAAGUUUUUGACCAAUCCUAGGGUUGCAGUGGCCAUCCAUAGUACACACACAACCAAUCAUCGGUAGCAAUUUGCAUAUUGCAAUAAAGACCAAGGAAGUCCUCAUAGCUCAACAUCUUGCUCAGCUAUUUGCCUACAAUAGUAAUUGGAUUGCCAAAUGUGGUUCGCAAUUUGUGUAUCAAAGACCUCUGUGGUAAAGCUGUGCACUGCCCACAGUGUCUUUUUUUACCACCACAAUCAUUUACAACAGCAUAACAUAUGACUUCUAUUAAGUCACAGCUGUGUAAGCCUUAAGCAUACGAUAAACAGUUAUAUUUGUGACAGUAUAAUCAUUUUGUAAUCUUUCUUGUUGAUUUAAAGGCAAGAUCAUAACACUAUAGUAGAGGAUAAUAUCUGUGUAUGACAGUGUCAAUCAUUCUACUUCUUGUUGGUUUAGAGGUCAAUAUUUGAAUGUAUCACAUGACGUGAACAUCAUGCAGUUUUACAAACUGCUCAAUCAGGCGACCGGUAAUCUCUUGGUACCUUGUUGUUACCUGGCAGUGGAUGCUUGUCAUUUUACAAUGGCUGUUUAUUGUAACUUGGCACGGACUCUCAUAUUUAUUCACCUGAUUAUAUGUUCACUGUCAGAUUGUUGCCAGGUUUUAUUAGUCAGCUAAUAAAUGAUCCCAU